Penicillium antarcticum is the source of this 1578-nucleotide messenger RNA. RefSeq lists its product as uncharacterized. The record is from RefSeq and is a predicted model, not a curated record. Bases 1 to 1578 code for a protein of 525 amino acids. Lineage: Eukaryota; Fungi; Ascomycota; Eurotiomycetes; Eurotiales; Aspergillaceae. The transcript has 3 exons.
AUGAAGACUCCUUCAAGUAGCCUUACACAAAUCACGCUCGGUAAUCGCGUUGACUAUUACCCUGUCUUGUCGGAAGGACUACAACCUGACCUCCACGACAAAAACAUCCACACAUAUAUUUCAAAACUGAACAAACAGGUGUUCAAAUAUCCAACUAAAUUCUUGGAUGCAGCGAGCCCUCACCCUGUAUUGGUUACCAAGCAGCACCAAGAACAGGUAAAAAACCUGCACGUGGCUCUCAAUUUGGCUGUUGAGGAUAUAAUUGAGCGAUGGAUCAAAGAUGAAGACGCCCAGUUUACCAACCGGAUGCCGUUGGAACCAGAGGAAGAGGAUCUAUUGCGCUGGAUGCACUCGAACAGACACCUAUUUCGACCAUACAGCGAGCGACCGGGAUCUUGGAGGCCCGACUUCCUUGUAGAACAUGACGAUUCCACCGGCGCAGAGGUGUUUCGCAUCUGUGAGAUCAACGCCAGGUUCUGCUGGAAUGGUUAUAUGAACGCUGCCGUCGGCCAGGAAGCCUAUUCGGCAUUUGGCCUUGAGUCGCGAGGCUUGGAAUUUGCUACAAAUCCGGAAGGGAUCCUCGACGGAGUAUUGAACUUGUUCAGACACGACCUUCCCUUACAUCUAGUCAAGGGUGAAGAGUAUGGCAUCGAUAUCUGGCCCUUCAUGGAGCUCAUGGAGCACCGAAUUGGUGUUAAGCCGCGUUUAAUUACCCCGGAUACCCUUCGACUACUUCCAGACACCACGGAAAAAUCAGGUUUCAAAUUAUGCUGUCUCGCUCAGCCGGAUGCUACUAGCACACUAAAGACAUCUUCUGGGGAUAUUGUGGAAGAAAUUCACCAGAUGGGUCUGGAACUUCACCAACGGGAGUUGAACGCCUUCGACCAAGAAAUGAAACGGCAGAUUAGCCUGCGGUGCUUCAAUGACAUGCGGACGAUCCUUCUUGCUCACGACAAGAGAAUGCUAGGAAUAAUCCGCGAAGAACUUGGCUCGUUAGUUUCCCGAGAUGUUCUCUCAACAGAGCAAGCGACAGACCUGGAACGGGGUAUCACACCUACAAUUCUGCCAGGGUCGACGGCCAUGGAAAAGUUCAUUGCCAGCUGCAAAAUCUCUGAAGGUUUCAAGGAUGGAUAUAUCCUGAAACCAAUCCGUGGCGGAAAAGGAGCUGGCAUUUUGUUCGGUGAUGAGCUAGACAACGAUGACUGGCUUGCACGGUUAGAGCCUUUGCGAGAGGCACGAAUGAAAGCCGGCAAGACAUUGUACGUCGUGCAGCGCCAGAUCCGUCAACCAUACUAUGACAUUCUCGUUGGGGUAAAGGGAAAGCCGGAGCGCUGCCAUAUGGUUGGAACAUACCAUGCCGUCGGUGGACAGUUCCUGGGGCUUGGAACUUGGCGGUGCAGUCCUGGGAGAUUGUGUGCUGUAUCUGAUGGGGCUACCUGGGUAUGCUCUUUGGUCAGGGCGGAAGAAAAACCUGCCACGUCUUCCAGAAAACAAAUUUUGCGAGUUGGGGCAGGUCUACUCACGCUUGGAACUAUGCUAUGGACCGUCGGACGCAUACGCGAGGCAUUUUGGAAGUAG